AUGGGGGGGGGGGGGGGGGUUUGGGGUGGGGGGUGGGUGGUUGGGGUGGGGGUGGUUUGGGGGGUGGGGGUGGGGGUGGGGGGGGGGAGGGGGGUGGGGGUCGGGUGGGGGGGGUGGGGGGGGUUUGUGGGGGGGGGUGGGGGGGUGGGUGCGGGGGGGGGGUGUGGGGUGUGGGGGUGGGGGGGGGGGAGUGGGGGGGUGUGGGGUUCUGACCUCCCACAUGAUGAUGCCAUGAAGCGGGCUCAUCCCCUCAACCCAUCUCCGCUCUGUGGGUCCCAACGGUCCGUCGACGAGGAACCCGAUCACGUUGCGCGCAGACCCCACCAUACAACGGGACCGCCCGCAACCACAGCCUACCCUCAACACUACAUUAGACACAUCGACCACGUUGACCCCGGACUCGGCCCACCGACGAACCAGGCGACGUACCACGUGACAGACCGCUCACGGGCCCACGGGGACCCCUCCGCCUAUGAGAGACAACCCCCGGCCGGACCCGUCGCAGCGCACAGACACGUUAAACACGAAACGCAUGGCCACCAGACCCAUACCCACGGACUGACCAUGGACCGCGACGAACAACGGCCGACAGCCCGCCAUUGGGACGGUCGAGACCCGCUCGGACCAUCCGACCGCGACUUCGACCGCAUAGCUAGACACAUAACCCGCUUUGACCCCCGGCCCGGCAUGCCUACAAACACCCGGUCAUACCUCCGCGUCGUCGACUUCCACGCCGACCGCAUACCACACGCGUCUCAAGAUGACAAAAUAUACUUGAUUAGACUCACGUCCAACGGAGAGGUGAAUGACUUCAUCGAAAGGCAACCAAGGGCUAUAAAACAUGACUACAACGAGCUCUGCAAAGCCAUCCUAGCAGAAUACUCAGACUACGGCGCCUCCGGGAACCUCACGGCGGCCAUGGCGGUCAAACAAGCUCACAACGAGUUCGCGGAAUGCUACUACCACAGGUUGCGACAGGCCUUCUUCGGUAACCGGAACUACGAAGGGAUGGAGGAAGACACAAAUUUCAGGGCCCUGUACCUCCAAAACCUCCACCCCAACCUUAGCCAACUACUGGGCGUGUACGCCUGCCCCCUUACGCAGGACAUACGACAACUGAAGACCCUAGUGGCACGGGCACAAGGCAAGCAUCUGCUCAAGACACAGGCUAAACCGCAAACCCAACCUUCGGUGUACAGUGUGGACAACCACAUGGAACUUGAAGGCGCACCAACGACCCCAAAACACAAAUGGGAACCAAACCACAGACCCCAAAGGAAUAACCAGAGACAAGCGGAAACAAAAAGCGUACAGCCACGCGACCAGAAACUCCCGCAAUACGGUGAGAGACGCGCCGGCCAAGCCGACGGGAAAGACCGAACGCCACAACGAUCCCGCCAAGACCGCACCGCUACUGCCAUAGAUAAAAGUAACCUCUCCAGAGAGGAACAGUCCCUCCUCCGAACGCUCCUGCGCAAGGCCAAAGAAAGGAGGACGGACAACGCCGACGUGUUCGCAGUGUCCGUGCCGGAUGAGGCAGAGGACGCACCCUACCGGGUAAACAACGACCUCAGCGAACAAGAGCUGGACGACGACUACUCUGACCCACACAUACUGGAGGAACUCCAGAACGAACUGGGCGAGGAAACCUGGGAGCCCCACCCCCAUGAUGAAGACGCCUACUGCGACCAAAGAGACGUCAUGGUGGUACAGGUAAGUUCGAUCACCGACCCGCGGGGGGAUGGACCCUCGACAAUCAGGUGCGAGCCACCAUUCCACCAGUUCAUUGGCGAUUUACAACAGAAGGGAGCCAACAGGAAACUCUACUUGUCCGUGACACUCGAGGACCAAUGGGAACACGAAGCGCUCAUUGACACAGCCGCCGACAUCAGCCUGAUUGCCGGCGACCUCUUCGGUAAGUUACAGUCACUGGCAAGAAAAUCCCACAGAGACCUAAAGACACAACUGUGUAACUUGGAAAUACGACCCUAUUCCCAAGUAAACACUACCAUACACAAAAUGGCGCUAAUACAACUCACGGUGGGCCCCAUGACGCUGGUCCACCCGGUCUACAUCUCCCCGUUCAACUCUAUCCCGCUCCUGCUGGGCCAGGACCUCCUGAACCACUUCGAGCCCCUGAUAGACUUCCAGCGCCUAAAGAUCUGGGCCCAGGUCCGGAAGCCAUUGCCCAUCCCACGCACACUGAGCGAAACCCACUGCUACCUCGUGGAGACGCCACCAACAGCCGAACGAAGGCCGACCAAGGCACUAGCCGAAACCGGUCGCCAGGACUUCCCGACAAGUACCGGCGCCAACUUCCUGUGCGCCUUCACGCCAUCCGCGCAUUCGGACUCACCCGGCAUAAACGCUGGUGUAAUCUUGGAAGGCGCAAACUUCCCAGUCGCCGCCCUCGCCUACUGGGCGGACAAAUCCGCGGUCAGUCAGGACGUGUUCCACACGCUGGCCCAAAACUCACCAAAACUACCAUUUGUGAGGAAGGCCUCGCGCUUCCCAAAGGACCACCGGUCCACGGACGUGCUCCCAGCUAUAGGAUUCUGCUCACUCGCUUUGCAGAUACAUGACAAGACGCUCAAGCAUACGUUCUCGGUCGUCAAAGGCUUGCCGCACCCGAUAGUCAUCGGCGGCGACGUCCUGACGCGCUUAGACACACAAAUAGACACGAUCAACAAUGUCCUCUGGUCGCUAACGACCGUGACGAAUAAAUCCGAGACCCCCCCGCUAGACAACCUAAAAUCGGGCCAGACCAUACCGGAGGUGUGCCAGGUGGCAGCGCAGAACCACCUCUCGCUGCCACCCAACACGUCCGCGCCACUAGGCUUGGUAGUCCUACCUGGCCAAAUGACCAGCAACUCCCAGGUUUUCUUCCAACCGUCCCACCUUUUCCUGACGCUGGGCUUACAAACGGAGGCGACCCCCCUCCUACGGCUGGAACGCCGCAGGGCGCACGUUAAGGUGCUGAAUACCACAGGGGACGCCAUCCUCAUACCGCGGGGCACCCCACUGGGCUGGCUGAUCGACACUACGUUCCACGAUUUCGACCUACGCCUCCCGGUGAUAGGGGACUGGCCAACAGGGCUGGACCGGGACCCCGACGCGCGGGCCCUGCUCCCCAAACCAUCAAGGUCGAUCUCACUCUUCACGGUACCCGGCCCCAAAUCCAGCGACGUGUAUAGAGUCGACCUGACUAACCAGUCGGAGAUGGUCCUACAAACCAUCUCAGUCAUAGACUCGGGGGUCGACACCUUCCCCACCCAAGUGGCUCACGAGCCAACGCAAGAACCCACCGCCUGCCCCUCCUUCGAGGAGGAGCUGGACAAAACCGUGGCGUUAGCGGAUGCCAUCAACACUGACGAAGAAAGAGCUAAACUCCGCCAGGUGCUGAUGAAAUACAAAUCCUCUUUCGCCACAGACGCAACGGACUGCGGUCUGACCAACAUUCACACAGUCCGCAUCCCGUCUAAACCCAACGCCCCGCCGACCUACGUCCGCCAAUACAAAAUUCCCUUGGCAUCGUGCACCUACUCUGCCCCUAUAUGGCCGGUGCUCAAGCCCAACGGCAAGUGGCGACUGACUGUCGACUACCGCCGCCUCAACUCGCAAAUUCCCCUGUCCAGAUGGCCAAUGACCCAACUGGGCCAGGACCUACCAAAAGUUAGGGACGCAAAGUUCUUCUCCACGCUCGAUAUCGCUUCAGGCUUCUGGACGAUACCGGUACACCCACAAGACCAACACAAAUUGGCCUUCAGCUUCGCCAACAAGCAGUACACUUUCACACGCUGCCCUUUUGGACUCUCGAACUCGCCAGCAGAGUUCAACAUCUUCCUAAACAAGGCCUGCCCGGAUGCAGCCAGCAGGGGCACCUUAAUCUACGUGGAUGACGUCCUCCUGAGGACCACCUCCAUCGAGGAACACCUGGUGGAAAUCGACCACGUCCUGGAUCAACUAACUUCGGCUGGGGCGAAAGUGUCGCUACGUAAAUGCCAAUGGUGCCGCACCAAGUUUGUGGAACACUACGCCGAAAUAGCAAAACCUCUGACGAACCUCCUAAAAAAGGACACCCCGUUCGUCUGGGAAGACAGCCAUGACGAGGCCAUGAAGGCCCUGCUCGACCGAUUGAGAAAAGCCCCGUGCCUGGUGUACCCGAACCCGAACAAACCAUUCUUCUUGGAAAUCGGGUUCUCCGAGCACAGCCUCAGCGCGGGCCUAUACCAAACUCACGACUCCGACAAAAGAAUCAUUGCCUACGCCAGCAAGACGAUGGCCGCGCCCGAGACGAAAUACUCGGACUGCGAAAAAUCCCUGCUGGCCACCGUCUGGGCGGUGAGACACUUCUCAAACUACAUUGGCAACCAAACAGUGGUCGUCAAUACGAACCACCAACCGGUGACAUUCCUCGCCAGCCAAAGGCUCAGAGACGGAAUCGUCACAAACGCUAGGGUAGCCACCUGGCUGAUGGCACUACAAAGUUUCGACCUCCAGGUGUCAUACGCACAAAAACACAGGUCGUACCUCGGGAUGGGACUGGCCGAAUGCCAAGACUGCAUCGUGGACACACCAGCCGGGACCAAGUUGGAUCUGCUACCCACCCCACUCGAGCCACAACAACACUGUUACUUCGACCAGAAUCUAUGUGAUGGCCUGCCAACUGCAUACGUGGACGGCUGCUCGUUCCACCACGAAACCAUCAAACGCGCCGGUGUCGGCAUCGUGUGGAAGGGCGACGAGCCCGCCGCCCCACAGAAAUUCCUCCUGGGGCCCCAAACUUCACAAUAUGCGGAAAUCGCCGCAAUACUAAUCUUGCUACAACACGCCGUGUCAUACGGAAUCAACACCAUGGUGAUCUGCACAGACUCUAACUACGCCCGACUCAGCUUCUCCUGCCACCUGCCUCUGUGGAAGAAAAAUGACUACGUCACCUCCAGCAAAAAGCCAGUCAAACACAAACAAUUGUUUAUGUCCUGCGAUAAGAUAGUCACGGAACGCAACAUGCAGAUCUACUGGAAAAAAGUCCGGGGCCACUCACGGGAGCCUGGCAUGGACAAAGAGCUGAACGACAUGGCCGACAGCCUGGCCAAACAAGGCGCCGUGGACGGCGCAGAAUGGCAUUUCCAGGAGCAAUUACCUGAGACACCCGCCCAGGAACGACCCGCCCCCGCAGUAUGUGCGGUCACGAGGGCUAACGCGCCUACAAAGCAGCCAACUCCGGACGUCACGCCCGCACACACGACCCCUGCCUUCGACAGGUCCGACCUGGUGUCCCUCCAAAAUGCGGACCCCACGCUGAAACGCCUCAUCGAUGCCACGAACGACCCGAACGGCCAUGACAUUACACCCGACAUGCUGUCGAAUCGACUGGGUGGGCCCCUUAACGAAGUCUACCCGAGGCAACAAAUACAUCCUCAUGGUCACCUGCGCAUUCACCAAAUGGGUCGAAGGCUUACCAGCCCCAAACGACACAGCGCAAACGACGGCCUGCCUACUGAUGAACCAUGUGUUCUCACGAUACGGACUACCGUGCCGAGUUAA
Molecule: messenger RNA, 5547 nt
Organism: Knipowitschia caucasica
Lineage: Eukaryota; Metazoa; Chordata; Actinopteri; Gobiiformes; Gobiidae
Source: the annotation of a GenBank genome assembly